This is a messenger RNA of Scleropages formosus (Asian bonytongue), 1277 nucleotides long. Its product is annotated as 3-oxoacyl-[acyl-carrier-protein] reductase FabG. Lineage: Eukaryota; Metazoa; Chordata; Actinopteri; Osteoglossiformes; Osteoglossidae. The transcript is spliced from 8 exons. The coding region runs from base 396 to 1214 and encodes 272 amino acids. The record is from RefSeq and is a predicted model, not a curated record. Gene Ontology annotation, molecular function: oxidoreductase activity.
ACUCUUUUUUUUUUAAACACCCAAUUUACGUUCAUAUUCCACGUUCUCCGCUAAAGGGCUAUUCCAUUUAACAUGUAUCCCACAAUAAGCGAUACCAAAAAUUAAUAUGCAAGCACUAAUCUUUGACUGAACUAACUAAUGAUUUCUUAGAAACAGGACAAUAACAUAUAUAUUUUUUUCUAAACAGCAUUUUGGGCACCGAACCCCCAGCACCGCAGAAAGAGAAAGCAGGACCGGACCAAACCCUCCGCGCCACCCCCUUUGUACAUAACAGUGUAACAGACUCGCACGGUUGUCACAGUUUUAUUUUCGGCUUUGCUGUUUUGUAUGAGUUUUGACUGCGACGUGCUUCCGUAGACGGCAGCUCUGAAGGCACGCGGGAAAGGGAGCGCUGCAUGAGCCAUGGCUGCCGAGGAUGCGCUCAGAACUUUCUUCCGCAGAUCAGCUCUCUGCGAGACAAAGUGGCAAUAGUCACGGGUGCGAGCUCGGGCAUCGGCGCCGCCACCAGUGUUCUGUUUGCCAAGCUGGGCGCCCGACUGGUGCUGAACGGGCGCGACUUGGGCAGCCUCACCAACACAGCACAGCAGUGCGGAGAGUGCGGCGCCGUGGAGCCUCUGCUUGUGCCAGGGGACCUGACUGAUGAAGAAAUGGUGAAGAUGCUCGUGGAGCAGACCAUCUCUCGCUACGGAAGGCUGGACGUCCUUGUGAACAGUGCGGGGAUCCUGACCAUGGGCAGUAUAGAGACAACUGACUUGGCACAGUAUGACAAGGUUAUGAACAUCAAUGUCAGGUCUGUGUAUCAUCUGACUCAGCUUUGUGUUCCGCAUCUUAUCCAGACUAAGGGCUCCAUUGUGAACGUCUCCAGUGUGAAUGGCCAAAGAUCAUUCCCCGGGGUUUUAGCCUACUGCAUGUCAAAGUCUGCGAUUGAUCAGUUCACACGCUGCACAGCCCUCGAACUGGCAUCCAAGCAAGUGCGAGUAAAUUCGGUGUGUCCUGGUGUGAUCAUCACUGAGGUGCACCGACGUGCAGGGCUCGAUGAGGAACAGUAUGCAAAGUUUCUGGAAAGGUGUAAGGAAACUCAUGCUCUUGGCCGCCCAGGGAAGGUGGAGGAAGUGGCGAGUGCCAUUGCCUUUCUGGCUUCUGACGCCGCAUCCUUCAUCACAGGGAUCAACAUGCCUAUAGAUGGGGGCCGCCAUGCCAUGUGUCCACGGUAACUGGGACAUUGUACACAGGGGUGUCGCAAGUAAAAACCAAUUAAAGUAGUGAAAGAUGACAAA